AUGUCCGACCAAGCUGAAAGGGUGCUGGUGAUUCAAGACACAUCAAGGGCGCUCCGUACAGAUGCCAUCAAGUCGACCCUUCAUGCAUUGUCACUUAAGCCUGGUGACAAAAUCAAGCUUCUUGGAGUCAUUGAUCAUCAUAUCAGCACUCCUAAAACUUUUUCUAUUUUUUGCUGCGGGCUACUGCUAGCAUACAAGGCCAAAUUGCACACAAGUGCUACAAUCUCAAGCAAACUGGAAACCAUCGAAAAGGAUUGUACGAAAAAGCUUGAAGAGUAUCAGAACCAUACAGAGAUCAAGGAGUUGCUUAAGCUGCCUGAGAUGCAGCAGAUUGAGUUUGACAUGACAGUAGAGGCUGGGAACUCAUUGAAAGAGGUCGCUAUACAAGCUGCCAGCAAUUUCGAUGCAACUUACGUGUUCCUUGACAAGCACAUGAAGAAGGAUCGGAGGUAUUUUAUGGACAAUCUCUCAUGUGGAAUAUUGAGAAUGAAGCAAGAUGGCAGUGUUGAACAUUUAAGGGAACCUAAGGCAGCAGAAAUCCAAAAGAUGCCCACAGCCGUAGACCAGAGCAGCCAUGUUGACUUUGCAAAUUCUAGAAGGGAAGAACAAGAAGGCCUAUUUGGAACAUCCAUAUGUUCAUUGUGCAUGAACGUGAGGCCGAGGGUUGGGCAUUUUAGGGAAUUCACUUAUGCCGAGCUCCAAUUCGCUACGAAUGGGUUUUCCCCACAAAAUUUGCUGCCAAGCCACGGGAAGAAAACCUACAGAGGAGUGUUGAGUGGUGGAGAAAAUAUUGUAGUUAAAAAACAUACUUCAGGAACAAUCAAAGAGCUUCAAUUUCAGACACAGGUUCUAUUGCUUGGAAAGAUGGCCAGACAUGACAAUCUUGCCAUGCUGUUGGGCUCAUGUUCAGAAGGUCUUAACAGAUUACUAAUCUAUGAGUAUGUCUGCAAUGGUUCUCUCAACUGGCAUCUAUCAAGUAAGAACCACGCAAAAAUUCUUUAA
Molecule: messenger RNA, 1002 nt
Organism: Ilex paraguariensis (yerba mate)
Lineage: Eukaryota; Viridiplantae; Streptophyta; Magnoliopsida; Aquifoliales; Aquifoliaceae
Source: the annotation of a GenBank genome assembly